AUGAAUUCCUCUUAAAAAUUAAAGGAAUCUCAAAUUCCAGAAAAGGAGAAAGAUAAAAAUAAGACACAAAAAAGUAAAGAGGAUGCUAAAGAGGCUCUCAAAAAAAUUGUUGAAUAAGCUCGUUAAGCAAUAUUAGAGAAUAAGCUUAAUGUAACUUUAAUGCAAUAAUAAAGGCCACAGAAGAAGUUCAUAAAGCCAUGAUUGAAUACAAAGAGAUUUUGGGAGGUGAAAAUAGUGUUUUAUUACUUCCUGGUUUAUUUAUAUAGGCAGAAGCAUAUAUAGCAGAAGGCAAAUUGAAAAAAGCUGAAGAAUUUCUUUAAGCUGCUUAUUGGAAUCUGUAUCAAUAUAAUAAACCAAAAGAAAAAGGAAGUGAAGAUGGCAAUAAAAUGGGUUAAGAUAUAUCAGAAAAAGAGAAUGCUGAGUAUAAUGGUCAGUUGCAUAAAAUAUUUUCAAAACUCUAUUUUGCUUAAAAAGAUUACAAAAAAGCAUUAGCAGAAUUAACAAUAGGAGUAAGUUUGUUUUUAGAAUAUUUUGAAUAGAUUUAUACAGAUUCUUGCAGUUCUGAUCCAGAACAUCCAUAGACAAGUUUGAAUUAUUAUUAUAUGGGAUAAAUUUUCUAAUAAAAGAAAUAAACCUCAGAAGCUGAAUAAUUUUAUGCAAAAGUAAUAUAUUUAUAUAAUUUUAGACUUCUUAAUGUUGGUAUAAAUAUUUAAAGAGAUAUUAUCAAUAUGGCACUCCAUCAAGUGAAAAUCUACCAGAAGAAGUAAUUUUUAAAGAAUCUUUGCAAGUUCUGAAAUCAAUUGAAGGUAUUUAUUUUUUAAUAAUAUUAAGAAUAUUUCAGAAAACACAUAGAUGAAAGUAAUAUCAAAUUAUACAUAAUACCAAUCACUUAAAACUUAUAGGCAUAAGCUUUUGUUUAUAAAAAAUUAAAUAAUGAAGAAUAAUAUAGACAUUAUAUGGGAUUGGCUUAUCAAGAAUUUCUUAUGUAAUAUGGUGAAAAUCAUAAAAAAACAAAGAAGGUGACAGAAAUUUAAGAAAUUAUUAAAUAAAGGGAAAGAGAUUAUUGA
This is a messenger RNA of Paramecium primaurelia, 1067 nucleotides long. NCBI's taxonomy places the organism in Eukaryota, Ciliophora, Oligohymenophorea, Peniculida, Parameciidae. The record is from the annotation of a GenBank genome assembly.